This is a messenger RNA of Penicillium cinerascens, 1059 nucleotides long. Its product is annotated as 3-methyl-2-oxobutanoate hydroxymethyltransferase ECM31. Gene Ontology annotation, biological process: pantothenate biosynthetic process. Bases 1 to 1059 code for a protein of 352 amino acids. Gene Ontology annotation, cellular component: mitochondrion. The record is from RefSeq and is a predicted model, not a curated record. Gene Ontology annotation, molecular function: magnesium ion binding; 3-methyl-2-oxobutanoate hydroxymethyltransferase activity. NCBI's taxonomy places the organism in Eukaryota, Fungi, Ascomycota, Eurotiomycetes, Eurotiales, Aspergillaceae. The transcript is spliced from 2 exons.
AUGGCGACUGGUUCAGCUCUACGGCCGCUCUCGCGGACCGUAUUGACUGCCCCGUCCAUUCUUAGUGCGACUAGACUGCGUACUGCGCCUCGAACCCUCCGACCUCUCCUCGAAUUCAGCUCCGCCAUUCCCUCCUCCUCGCCCACCCAGAUCCGAUACAGCUCAUACCACUCACCGGAACCAACUACCAAUGCUCGCAAGAAGGUUACCAUGCAGACGAUAAAGAGCCUAUACAAGAAGGGCGAGCCGAUUGUCAUGCUCACGGCGCACGACUUCCCCAGUUCACAUGUGGCUGAGGCCGCGGGUGUUGAUAUGGUGCUGGUGGGGGAUAGUCUGGGGAUGGUGGCGAUGGGAUUGGAGAACACGACUGAGAUGGUUAUGGAGGAGAUGAUCUUGCAUUGUCGGAGUGUAGCCCGUGGUGCUAAGAGCUCGUUCAUUGUGGGUGAUCUGCCCAUGGGGUCGUACGAGGUGAGCUCGGAACAAGCAGUGCAAUCGUCCAUACGUCUUGUCAAAGAGGGUCAUGUGCAUGCAGUGAAGAUCGAAGGUGGUGAGGAGCUAGGCCCGACCAUUAAGCGAAUUACCCAGGCUGGUAUCCCGGUCGUAGGCCAUAUAGGCCUCACGCCCCAACGACAGAACGCGCUCGGUGGUUUCCGGGUCCAGGGAAAGAGUUGCAAUAGUGCAUUGCAACUUCUGCGCGAUGCCAUGGUGAUGCAAGAAGCCGGCGUCUUCAUGUUGGUCCUCGAAGCGAUGCCCGAGGAGGUCGCAACCUUGAUCACCUCGAAGCUCAAGGUGCCCACAAUAGGUAUCGGCGCCGGCAAUGGUUGCUCCGGCCAGGUGCUUGUCCAGAUCGACAUGACUGGCAACUGGGAGCCGGGUCGGUUCGUCCCGAAAUUCGUGAAGAAGUAUGCCGACGUCUGGGGUGAAGCGACUCGCGGAAUUACGCAAUACCGCGACGAGGUCAAGAGUCGCGCUUUCCCUUCCAAGGAAUUCACCUAUCCCAUUCCGAAGGAAGAGCUGGCGGAGUUCGAGAAGGCGGUUGAGGAGAUGUAUCGGAAGUAA